AUGCCUCCAAUGUCAGCACGCUGUUGCCGUCGUCGCGUGUCUCUCGGCGCUCUGCUGGCUUACUUCCGUACAUACCUUCUGGAUUACGUGGACAGCGUUACAUGGCCUCACACAUCCUGCACGAAAGUUUGCUGGUGGAAUGACCGACUCGGCGCCGGAUCGGGGCCGGAUGAAUUUUGGGUACCUCGCCAACUUAGCCGCGCCGGGCCCGGGCUGAACGGGCGUGAGGGAAAUUACACGGAGGGUCCGGAGUACAUGGCAGAACAGGCUUCGGUGUGGUGUUACCACGCAGCAGCACAUUCUUCCCUGAUCUGCGGUAGAUUGCGCUUCCUGGUAACCGGCCUCUUCCGGCUCUUUUUCGAGCCGUUUCGUCAACACAGAAUAACGCCACUACUUAUUCCGUACUCCGUAUUCCCUACAGUAGCCGUUGCAGCUGUUGGCACUCCAAGCUGGGAAUCCGGACUCUCGCAAUUUUGCGGUUUCUUGCGCUUCCCGCUGCCCGCUUCUCCGAGGAAGAUGCGCAAGUGGCAUGCUUGUUCGCUUGUUAUUACGCCAUUACCUGAUCUUGAUUCCAACGCAAAGGAGGUUGAAUUAAGUGGCGCAAAACCUCGGCCCCUGCGAAUCAAGAGGUCCGGUAGGCAAUACCGGACGGGACGCCUUUGUCUUGUUCUCGAGGAUCGCUACUACAGUCCGGAGUCUUUCGGAAUCCAUGUAUGGACGGAGUGUGCAUCAUUGACAAAUGCCAGCGACACCAGGGCGUGA
This is a messenger RNA of Thermothielavioides terrestris NRRL 8126, 762 nucleotides long. RefSeq lists its product as uncharacterized. Bases 1 to 762 code for a protein of 253 amino acids. The record is from RefSeq and is a predicted model, not a curated record. The transcript is spliced from 7 exons. NCBI's taxonomy places the organism in Eukaryota, Fungi, Ascomycota, Sordariomycetes, Sordariales, Chaetomiaceae.